CUUCCGGGGCCCUGCGGAACAAGUGCGCCUGCGCGCCGUGGGCGCCGGCCCGGAACGCGACUCGCCGUGAGCCAAUGAAAAGGCAGCGCCUCUCCAGCCCAGGCCAAUCAGCUUUCGGAGCAGAGAGUUUAACUCCUAUUUAAAAUGACUCUUUGAAUCCUAACGGCUGGGCUCUCGGGAGGACUCGGUGGCCGUGGGUCGGAGGCAUCAUGGACAAAUCUAAAGAAAACUGCAUCCCAGGGCCUGUUAAGACUUCGGUCCCACCUGGAGAUGGCCCAAAGCGUGUUCCGAUGGCUCAGCAUCCCUUAUCUGCAAAGAGCGGCCAGGCUCAGCGGGUCUUGUGUCCUUCAAAUCCCGCCCAGCGAGGUCCUACGCAAGCGCAAAAGCUCGUCUCUGGCCACAGACCGGCUCAGAAUCUGAAGCAGAAGCAGUCGCAGGCGACCAGCGUCCCUCGUCCUGUCUGCAGGCCACCGAAUAAUGCUCAAAAGAGUGACCAGCCGCAGCCACCAGCCCCUGGAAAUAAUUCUGAAAAGGAACUGGCAUCAAAACAGAAAAACGAAGAAUCAAAAAAAAGGCAGUGGGCUCUGGAAGAUUUUGAAAUUGGUCGCCCGCUGGGUAAAGGGAAGUUCGGUAAUGUUUACUUGGCGAGAGAAAAGCAAAGCAAGUUCAUCCUGGCUCUGAAGGUCUUGUUCAAAGCCCAGCUGGAGAAGGCAGGAGUUGAGCAUCAGCUGAGAAGGGAAGUGGAGAUCCAGUCUCACCUUAGGCAUCCAAAUAUUCUCAGGCUGUAUGGUUAUUUCCAUGACGCCACCCGCGUUUACCUCAUUCUAGAAUACGCACCCCUUGGAGCUGUCUAUAGGGAACUUCAGAAACUGUCCAGGUUCGACGAGCAGAGAACUGCCACUUAUAUCACAGAAUUGGCGAAUGCCUUGUCUUACUGUCAUUCAAAGAGAGUUAUUCAUAGAGACAUUAAGCCAGAGAAUCUGCUCCUGGGAUCGGCAGGAGAGCUGAAGAUUGCGGAUUUCGGGUGGUCCGUACAUGCCCCUUCCUCCAGGAGAACCACCCUGUGCGGCACCCUGGAUUACCUGCCCCCCGAGAUGAUCGAGGGCCGGAUGCACGACGAGAAGGUGGACCUCUGGAGCCUUGGAGUCCUCUGCUAUGAAUUUUUAGUUGGGAAGCCUCCUUUUGAGGCAAGCACCUACCAAGAGACCUAUAAAAGAAUAUCACGGGUUGAAUUCACAUUCCCUGACUUUGUACCAGAGGGAGCCAGGGACCUCAUUUCAAGACUGUUGAAGCAUAAUCCCAGCCAGAGGCCGACCCUGAAGGAAGUGCUUGAACACCCCUGGAUCACUGCGAAUUCCUCAAAGCCAUCCAGUAGCCAACAGAACAAAGAGUCAAGCAGCAAGCAGUCUUAAGACUUUUGCAGGGGAGAACCCGUGAGCCAGGGCUCCGGGGUAAUCGGUCAGAAUCAGGCUCCUGACUGACAUCUUACCGCCAGCAGCUGCCUGCCUGCCUGCCUGCCAUCCGGAGCGCUGCAGAAAAUGUGUUUUUGGUUUUUUUUACUGGGCGUACCUCCUCAUUCAGAAAGAUCCACUUCAAUAAACAGGACACUCUGAAGUGAAAGUAGCCAUGAGAAUCGUGUUAACUUCUCUGGUUUGUAACUGGAGGCAGGGUUCAAGUGCAGCCGCUCUGCAGCCUGUUUGGGGUAAGGCGUCCUGGCGGAAGGUGAACUUGGAGCCGACCGGGCUGAGUGGCCCCUUCGCCCAGGAGCUGUGCAAUAACCUUCCAAGUGCCCGAGUGCGUGUGUAACUUAUUGGGUGGCCACGCCUGGUAGAGCUGUCAGAACGCGAAUGUGCUUCUUUUAAAUGUUAAAAUAAAGAUGUGUGUAUAGACUUGACUUCCACGGCGUCCCUCAGGAGUGCUGCGUCUGUCCAUCACCCGUUAAGCCUCGUUAGCUCAUCAUCCUCGACCACUUAUCUCCUGCCCGGGACUUCUGUGAAGCAGGGACGGGUGCUCUACCUCCAUCGUGGGACUUGCUUGGGACACGUGAGACGUGUGUCUCAGCUGCUUCUAAACGUUAAGGGCUUUUAAAAACCGGGUUUGAUGGUUUAUAUAUUGUUUUUAUAAAUACAUGAAGACAUACAAGAUGA
Molecule: messenger RNA, 2147 nt
Organism: Pteropus alecto (black flying fox)
Lineage: Eukaryota; Metazoa; Chordata; Mammalia; Chiroptera; Pteropodidae
Gene: AURKA
Product: aurora kinase A
Exons: 9
Coding region: 210-1412 (400 amino acids)
Biological process (GO): mitotic cell cycle; regulation of cytokinesis; mitotic spindle organization
Cellular component (GO): chromosome passenger complex; spindle midzone; spindle pole centrosome
Molecular function (GO): ATP binding; protein kinase activity
Source: RefSeq, a predicted model, not a curated record